ACUAGUGCAGGCCUAUAAAGUAAGACUAUUUGUGCUACUAUCGAGACCUAUCAAUAAUGUGGUCUUGGAAGGUAGAGCCAAUCUUAAUCUUUGCUUUCUAUCUUUCACUAUUAUUCUUAUGCGACAAGGGGAAAAAUAGAGGUUGUGGUCCUCACAGUCACAGUUAAUUCUUCUCCUUUUUCAACUGUCUAUCAUCAAGGUUAUUAGUCUUCUUCCUCUUGACUAUCUGCUAGCUCCUAUAGCUCCCAUAUAUUUCUCCUUAGUUGUCUUGUUGUGUGUUUGCAAAUGGAAACAAGCAAAGCUGAGGAGAAGAGGAGCUUCAAGUACAAGAUGGAGGAUGAGGAUGAAGAUGAGGAUGAUGAUGAAUAUACCAAUACUGAAUUAGGAUCUGGAGAGGAAGAGAGAAAUAAGAGAAUGAUGACUCCCUCUCCCUCUACCAAGAAAGGUUCCGGUGGCGGAGGAGGGUCAACGCCGCCUACUUGCCAGGCUGAGGAUUGCAAUGUUGAUCUGACUGAUGCCAAGCACUAUCACCGCCGCCACAAGGUGUGUGACUUUCAUGCCAAGGCUCCGGUAGUCAGCGUUGCCGGAAUCCAGCAAAGGUUUUGCCAACAAUGUAGCAGGUUCCAUCAGCUAACAGCGUUUGAUGAAUCUAAAAGGAGUUGUCGUAGACGUCUAGCUGGACAUAAUGAGAGGCGUCGGAAAAGCUCAUCUGAAUUUCAUAGAGAAGGCUCGCAUUGAUAAGGAUUAGUAAUUGGAGGAAGACUUACAAAGUGGGAGAAUUUAGAUUUCUCCCUUAAAAUUCCUUCCGAUCAUUUUAAGAUCUAUCGGUCAAAAAAAAAAAAUCUACGCGGAUGCAUGCUCUCUCUCUUCUGUCAAUCCUUAAUUGGCUUUUCAUUAUGCACUAUUGCUCUUUAAUUUAUCUAAAACAUUAAAAUAAUUAUGCCUAAAAGCAUUUUGGCAUGUACCAUCCAAUUGUGGCUAAGUGGUAUUUGACUCAUUGUUAUAUAUAUAUAAAAGUCUACAUUGCUCAUA
Quercus robur (English oak) is the source of this 1032-nucleotide messenger RNA. RefSeq names its product squamosa promoter-binding protein 1. The transcript is spliced from 2 exons. Gene Ontology annotation, molecular function: DNA-binding transcription factor activity; DNA binding. Lineage: Eukaryota; Viridiplantae; Streptophyta; Magnoliopsida; Fagales; Fagaceae. Gene Ontology annotation, biological process: flower development. Gene Ontology annotation, cellular component: nucleus. Bases 286 to 738 code for a protein of 150 amino acids. The record is from RefSeq and is a predicted model, not a curated record.